AUGCUGCCACCUCGAGCGCUCUUUUUCUACGGCCUUAACGCAGUCCGGUUCCUCAGCAUUAUCUCCCUCAUACUUGUAUUCGCCAGCACGAUCACUGUUAUGGUUCAUAAUGUCAACGCCUUUAACGCCUUCGAGGCUAACCUUGGCAAUAACUCCGACUUGGAAGACUGCGAUUACAUCGAAGGCAGCACGAUUCCUAACCAGGCCGCCGGUGUCUUCUGGGCUGUGGUUUCCAGCCUUCUCAUAAUAUUCCAGACUAUUGUCCUCAUCAUGUCUGAAGUGGGUUGGCCUUCGGUCUUUUUCGAACGUUUCUUCCCUGUUCUCGGAUCCGGCUUCGGUCUUGGUGCUCUCGGAAUUUUCCAAUGCCUCAUCGGGGCCCAGAUUCUCUCACAUCAUGUCGACGAUUUUACGCUUGUAUCUGCGUUCCUUUUGUUCUCCAUCGGCUGCCUGAACAUGCUGCUCGGACUUAUAUUCCGCGAGUCGGCCAAGGAGAAACGGUCCAUCAGUGCGUGGCGUGAGGAUGCGAAGGGCAUACUUCCCACAUCCCGAGACAACCGCCCAGUUUUCGUCAACGCUUCUCCCUCAUUCGUGGCGAGUACGUUCGCUGGGGACGAAAAGGCCCAGCCAGCUUCGACAUUUGGCUCGUUCAGAAGCACUGACAAGGCAUCGUUCGGAUUCGGUAGACAAGGCGAGAAAGCUGCUGGGCUGAGGGGAUUUAUCCUCCAGAGACCUGACGAGGCUUUACCCCGCUAUGCGACACCUUCACCUCCACCUCCUCCACAUGCCCCCGUUUCAGUCAGCCUCUCUCGCAGCCCCUCGGUGCGGUCAUCAACUUCCAGCUUCUCCUCGCCGUACCGGCCUAGCGUCGUAACAAACGGCAAGCGGGACUCGCAGGAAGUAUCUGAGCCGCCGGUGUUCAGGUCGAGUCCUACUGCAUUCCACUCAAUGGACACAUUCGAUAAUUUCCAGUACGACUCUGCUUCUUCCUAUGGAGGUAUGGGCGUAGUGGACGACACUUCGUCUGUCUACACUGCCAAUACCCAAGAUAAUGCCUCCUCAGUCGACCUUUCGAGCCUCUCAAUUUCCGAGUUCAAUGACCCAGCAUCCGGGAACGGGGAUGCUCAUCACAUCAGUACUCCUCGUUCUGCGCUCGACGAGGAUUUUGAUGCUGUUCUGGAUGAUCUCAAGGAUGGCAGCGCUGUUGAUCUGCCUCCCCACGCUUGCAGUUAUUGCGGAAUUCACUCUCCGGCAUCUGUUGUCAAGUGUCUCAUCUGCUCGAAAUGGUUCUGCAACUCUCGUGGAAAUACGUCCGCUUCACAUAUCGUUAAUCACCUCGUGCGCGCUAAACAUAAAGAGGUCAUUUUGCACGCAGAGAGUCCUCUCGGAGAGACCACACCGGAGUGCUACAACUGUGGCAGCAAGAACGUCUUCAUGCUUGGUUUCAUUCCAGCUAAAAGCGAUACUGUCGUCGUCCUUCUCUGCCGUCAGCCUUGUGCUGCCAUCUCCAAGGAUAUACAGUGGAAUGCCUCCCUCUGGGCGCCCCUCAUUGACGAUCGCUCCUUUCUCUCGUGGCUGGUAAAGCCCCCAAGCGAGACAGAACAGCUCCGCUCUCGUCAAAUCUCUUUUGCCCAGAUCAACCGGCUCGAAGAUUUAUGGCGGGAGAAUGCUAAUGCUACACUCGAAGACCUAGAGAAGCCUGGUGUGGACGAUGAACCGCAACCGAUCAUGUUGCGCUACGAAGACGCGUAUCAGUAUCAGAAUAUUUUCGGCCCGUUGGUUAAGAUUGAAGCCGACUAUGAUAAGCGGCUCAAGGAAAGUCAGACGCAGACGGAUAUCAUCGUUCGUUGGGAUCUGGGACUGAAUCAGAAGAGAGUGGCGUGGUUCUGCCUUCCGAAACUGGAGAGUGGCGAAGUGCGCUUGGCGGUAGGCGAUGAGCUAAGAUUGCGAUAUAUGGGAGAGUUGCACAAAGCUUGGGAAGAUGUUUCGGACGAGAUCGGUCUGGAGUUGCGAAGAACUGAAGGAGUUCCAUCCGAGUGCACUCAUAACUUCGCCGCGGACUUUGUCUGGAAGUCUACCAGCUUCGAUAGGAUGCAAUUAGCUAUGAAGACGUUCGCUGUUGACGAGAAGAGUGUUAGCGGUUACAUCUACCACAAACUCCUUGGUCACGAGCUCGAACCUCAAUCCCUUCGAACCCAAAUGCCCAAGCGCUUUUCCGCCCCCGGCCUUCCCGAACUCAACCAUUCCCAAAUGUAUGCUGUGAAGAGCGUCUUGCAGAAGCCCAUCAGCUUGAUCCAAGGACCUCCCGGAACCGGUAAAACCGUGACUUCAGCAUCAAUCGUCUACCACCUCGCCAAAAUGAACCCUGGCCAAGUUCUCGUUUGCGCUCCCUCGAACGUUGCCGUUGAUCAGCUCACAGAGAAGAUUAACACCACGGGUCUGAAGGUGGUCCGUUUGACCGCCAAGUCGCGGGAGGCUCUGGACUCGAGUGUCGCGUACUUGACUCUUCAUCAGCAAGUAGCGAACAGCACCACCCACGUAGAGCUGCAGAAGCUUAUCAUGCUGAAAAACGAGCAAGGGGAGCUGAGUAGCAACGAUGAAAGGAAGUAUAAGACGCUUAUCAGGCAGUGCGAGAAGGAGAUUCUGAGUGCUGCGGACGUUAUCUGCUGCACUUGCGUAGGAGCGGGUGAUCCGAGGUUGAGCAAACUCAAGUUUAGGACUGUUCUGAUUGAUGAGGCUACACAGGCCGCAGAACCAGGAUGUAAGCAGGUUGUCUUGGUCGGCGAUCAUCAGCAACUUGGCCCGGUCAUCAUGAAUAAGAAAGCAGCCCGCGCUGGCCUGACACAGUCCUUAUUUGAGCGUCUAGUCGUUUUAGGCAACAGACCGAUCCGUCUCCAGGUUCAGUACCGGAUGCAUCCAUGCCUCUCCGAGUUCCCAUCCAAUAUGUUCUACGAAGGAACACUUCAGAAUGGUGUCACAGCCCCGGAGCGUUUGAGGAAGAAUGUUGACUUCCCUUGGCCGGUGCCAGACACUCCUAUGUUCUUCUACCAGAAUCUUGGACAGGAAGAGAUUUCCAGCAGCGGCACGUCUUUCUUGAAUAGAACUGAAGCCUCCAAUGUCGAGAAGAUAGUUACCAAGUUCUUCAAAUCAGGUGUUGUUCCGGGACAGAUUGGCGUCGUUACUCCCUAUGAAGGUCAAAGGUCGUACAUCGUGACCUACAUGCAGUUCAAUGGGUCUUUGAAGAAAGACUUAUACAAAGAAAUCGAAGUUGCCAGUGUCGAUGCUUUCCAGGGACGAGAGAAGGAUUACAUCAUUCUCAGUUGUGUUCGCAGCAACGAACACCAAGGCAUCGGUUUCCUGAACGAUCCUAGGCGUCUGAAUGUUGCGCUGACUCGAGCCAAGUACGGCGUAGUAAUCUUAGGCAAUCCCAAGGUUCUGAGCAAGCAUCCGCUUUGGCAUUACCUCUUGACGCACUACAAGGAGAAGAACUGUCUCGUCGAGGGUCCGCUCAACAACUUGCAACCUAGCAUGAUUCAGUUCAGUAAACCGCGCCGCACUCUUGUCAAGUCCAUGGACCAGUUCCGUCGUCAUGAGACUAAUGCUCGGGAUUUUUUGAGCGGUGCCCCCAAUACAGGAUUGAUGUCCGACGGUCGACGCUCUGGCACUCCCAGCCGUUUCGAUGCCAGCUUCUACCGUACUCACGACGCGUUAGGCUACAUCCCAUCGGAUGUCCAGUCCUUGCGCUCCCAGGCGACGUAUUCGUCCGGCAUGCCCAUGUUCUCCGCGCCAGGUGGACCUUUCGGUCAGGGCAUCCCUCGCGGAGCCGGCAAACGCAGCACAUACGAGAGCUACGCGUCCUCGAUCAUCUCACAAGACGCAGCCCCGAGCAUCGCCGACGGUGGAAGCAGCAACGUCAACCUGACCUUCUCCCAAAGCGACCGGCUCCGCCGCCGAUCGUCGUUCGGUUCUGCCUCCGUGGCAGGCGCCAGUGACCUUGGCAGCUUGUCACAGUAUGAUUACAAGAGCCAGGAUGAUAUCGCCGAUUUGGAUGACAUGAAGUCUCAGUAUGCUGGAACGCAGUCUGGUGUGACCGUCUUUUGA
Molecule: messenger RNA, 4098 nt
Organism: Desarmillaria tabescens
Lineage: Eukaryota; Fungi; Basidiomycota; Agaricomycetes; Agaricales; Physalacriaceae
Product: RNA helicase-domain-containing protein
Exons: 16
Coding region: 1-4098 (1365 amino acids)
Biological process (GO): nuclear-transcribed mRNA catabolic process, nonsense-mediated decay
Cellular component (GO): cytoplasm
Molecular function (GO): ATP binding; ATP hydrolysis activity; zinc ion binding
Source: RefSeq, a predicted model, not a curated record